CUAUCUGGGAAAAGAUCUCCUCUCCCCGCUCUCUGCGUGCCAUGAACUGUUCAUUCAUGAGCGCCAGAGCUCCUCUCUACUCGUCAUCUCUCACGCCCAAAGCCCCUCCCGAUGUUUCGUCGCAAAAGAAAUUUUCCGGUUACAAGCACAGGUGCCCGUUUCAUUUCCGGAUCCGGGUCCGCAUAUCCUCCCGAGAAUGUUGCUCUGUAUUUCGGGUCUCGGCGCUGCCAAGUUCCGGUAAGAGGGGAGGCGGGAAAGUCUGGGCUGAUGUUAAAUCCAAGCCUUGCGAUAUACCAAGCUCCGGUCCGGAUUCAGUGAAGUUGGAGGAGGAAGAGUUGGACAGUUCAGUUGCCUGGUUGGAUCGGUUUCCGAAACGAUGGGUUAUUGUCGUUUUAUGUUUCUCAGCAUUCCUGCUCUGUAAUAUGGAUAGAGUAAAUAUGAGCAUUGCCAUACUUCCAAUGUCAGCAGAGUUCAAUUGGAACCCAGCGACAGUUGGCCUGAUACAGUCUUCUUUUUUCUGGGGCUACCUCCUUACUCAGGUUGCUGGUGGCAUUUGGGCAGAUACAGUAGGUGGCAAGCUGGUCUUGGGAUUUGGUGUAGUUUGGUGGUCGAUUGCUACAGCUCUCACUCCCAUUGCUGCUAAACUUGGAUUGCCUUUCCUUCUUGUUGUUCGCGCUUUCAUGGGUAUCGGUGAGGGUGUUGCUAUGCCUGCCAUGAAUAACAUUCUGUCAAAAUGGGUUCCAGUAGCAGAAAGAAGUAGAUCAUUAGCAUUGGUGUACAGUGGGAUGUACCUUGGAUCAGUCACUGGCCUGGCCUUUUCACCGUUUUUAAUCCACCAGUUUGGUUGGCCAUCAGUCUUCUACUCCUUUGGUUCUCUAGGAACAGUUUGGGUUUCUGUGUGGCUAAGUAAGGCAUAUAGUUCUCCUCUUGAGGAUCCUGAGCUGUUGCCUGAAGAGAAGAAGCUGAUCCUUACCAACAGCGUUUCCAAGGAACCUGUUAAAACUAUACCUUGGGGACUAAUUUUGUCAAAACCACCUGUAUGGGCCCUAAUAGUGUCUCACUUCUGUCACAAUUGGGGAACAUUUAUUCUUCUGACAUGGAUGCCAACCUACUAUAACCAAGUCCUGAAGUUCAAUCUUACAGAAUCAGGCCUUAUUUGCGUUUUGCCUUGGCUUACAAUGGCAUUUUCUGCAAAUCUUGGAGGCUGGAUUGCAGACACGCUAGUUAGCAAAGGUUUAUCUGUGACAAGGGUUCGCAAAAUCAUGCAAACAAUUGGAUUUCUUGGUCCUGCUUUCUUCCUAACUCAGUUGAGCCAUGUUAAUUCUCCUGCAAUGGCUGUUUUGUGUAUGGCAUGCAGCCAGGGUACUGAUGCAUUCUCACAGUCUGGUUUAUAUUCAAAUCAUCAAGAUAUUGCCCCUCGAUAUUCUGGAAUAUUGCUUGGUCUAUCCAAUACUGCCGGCGUACUGGCAGGUGUGUUUGGAACUGCAGCAACGGGCUACAUCUUGCAACAUGGUUCAUGGGACGAUGUGUUCAAGGUUUCUGUUGGGCUAUACUUGGUUGGCACUGUAGUUUGGAACCUUUUUUCAACUGGGGAGAAGAUCUUGGAUUAACUCAGAUAUGAGAUCCUUCACAUGCGGCAGUUCAAUCCUGAGAUUAUAUAGAAGAGUUCAACUAUAGAGAAUAGUGGAAAGAUGACAAAGCAAGAGAUAUGUAAAUCAAUUGGAUGAAUGCAAGAUCAUUUUUACUGAUAUUCUUGGGACUUGGAGAUUUUGCCCAUUUUUUUUCCCAUAUGGAGCAUGAAGCUUGAAUUUAGUAGAACUAAUGCCUCCCAUCUGUUGGAAUUAAGAUAACUGGGCACACUCCGAGGCCAUCUCAUUGGUGAAAGGAUACAUACAUAAUUGUAAAUGCUGUAUUUAGACUAACAUAUCAAUGCAGAGAUUAUGUUGCACAAAAA
This is a messenger RNA of Carya illinoinensis, 1954 nucleotides long. RefSeq names its product sodium-dependent phosphate transport protein 1, chloroplastic-like. Gene Ontology annotation, biological process: transmembrane transport. NCBI's taxonomy places the organism in Eukaryota, Viridiplantae, Streptophyta, Magnoliopsida, Fagales, Juglandaceae. Gene Ontology annotation, molecular function: transmembrane transporter activity. The record is from RefSeq and is a predicted model, not a curated record. Bases 42 to 1610 code for a protein of 522 amino acids. The transcript has 10 exons.